This is a messenger RNA of Cladophialophora immunda, 2015 nucleotides long. RefSeq lists its product as uncharacterized. Gene Ontology annotation, molecular function: monooxygenase activity; heme binding; oxidoreductase activity, acting on paired donors, with incorporation or reduction of molecular oxygen. Bases 69 to 1595 code for a protein of 508 amino acids. The transcript is spliced from 3 exons. The record is from RefSeq and is a predicted model, not a curated record. Lineage: Eukaryota; Fungi; Ascomycota; Eurotiomycetes; Chaetothyriales; Herpotrichiellaceae.
CGUCCAUUGGGGUUUCUGAUUCGCAUCAAUUGGGGCCUGUGUAUUAAUGCGAUAAUUCCAGUGUGAAUAUGGACCGCCUGUCGAGACCCUCGAUCGCCUUGCCCCUCGUCCUUUGCGUUGGAUCCUGCUUGUAUCUUAUCGCGCUUGGAAUCUACCGUCUCUAUUUCCAUCCCCUGGCCAAGUUCCCUGGGCCGAAGCUCGCAGCACUCUCGAGAUGGUACGAAUUCUAUUAUGAAGUAAUCCGCAAGGGCAACUUCACCCUUCACCUCCCAGCCCUUCACCGAAAAUAUGGUCCGAUCAUCCGAAUCACGCCAGAUGAACUUCAUGUGGAGGACAGUGACUAUUGGGACUACCUCUAUUCUCGUACUGCCCGACUUGACAAGUACGAGUGGAUGUCAGGGCGAAUGGGCAGCGACGGCAUGAUCUUCACGACUGCGAGCGCCGACCUUCACAAGCUCCGCCGAGGCGUGUUGAACCCAUUCUUCUCCAAACGAAGCAUCGUAAACUACCAGCCGUUUAUCAGAGAAAAGAUCCAGCGCCUAUGCACCAAAUUGGAGCAAUACAAAGAGGAUGGACGGAUUUUGGCCAUCAACCACGCAUUCAGCGCCCUCGCCGGCGAUGUCAUUUGCCAGUACUGUUUUGGGCUUUGCUACAACCAUUUGGAGUCGCCCAACUUCGAAGAGAGCUUUCACGAUGCUUUUAUGGCAGUGAGCGCGUUUGGCCAUACCACUCUCCAAUUCCCCUGGGUCACGCCUCUGCUCAACGCGCUUCCUGACAGUAUUGUUGACAAGAUGAAUCCGGCCUUGCAUAUGCUUCUGGUGCUCAAGAAAGAUUUCCAGAGGAUAAUCAGCAACAUAGCUAACAGCGACCGUAAGAUCGCAGAGCACGCCACCGUUUUCCACGAGGUGCUCAACAGCAACCUCCCUGAAGGAGAAAAGACCCUGAAGCGCUUAGGCGACGAGGCCUUUGGAAUCCUGGGCGCUGGCACAGAAACCACCGCCUGGGCUCUCACUCUCGCCACCUUUUACCUCAUCAACCAGCCAGCAACGAUGAAGCGGCUACAAGAGGAACUCAAGGCCGCGAUUCCAGAUCCCGCAGCCCCGCUGGACUGGCUGCGCCUUGAAGAAUUGCCUUACCUCAGUGCCUGUAUCAAAGAGGCGGUCCGAUUAUCUUAUGGCGUAACUUCACGGAGUCCUCGAAUUUCGCCAAAUAGGCCGUUCAAAUACAAGUCUUGGGAGAUCCCGGCCGGCACCCCGGUCUCUAUGACAAUCGUCGAUGUCCACAACGAUGAGGCCGUGUUUCCGGAUUCUCAAUCCUUCACACCAGAGCGGUGGCUGGACAAUCCGAGGACGGACAACGGCUCGUCUCUUGAUCGCUACUACGUUUCGUUUGGGAAGGACGCGAGGUCUUGUCUUGGGGUUAACUUGGCCCAUGCCGAGCUUUUUAUGGUCCUUGCUGCCAUCUUCCGCCAAUUCACCUUCGAGCUAUACGAGACAGAUGUGUCCGACGUGCGCAUGGCGCAUGAUUUCUUUAUACCCUCGCCCAAACUGGAUUCAAAGGGUGUCAGAGUCAAAGUUGUCGGGAUUAACAACUAGUCCUCCUAAGCAGGUUCCGGCCAGAUGUCUGGUGUUUCCCGGAAUGGAUAUAGAUAUGUAUUGCUGCACCACCAGCUCAGAAAUGGGGCAGCUCACAGAUUGCGUCUGAACCUACUCUUCGCGGUACUCUAUAUCAGGAUGUCGCACACUGCGCCCAGAUGCGUACGAUUUGCUCUCUCACUAUUAUCAUCAGCAACCCGCUCUUCAGCGUCACUUCGUUCGAACCUUCAAAUGUCUCAAGCAUAGUGCAGACUCUGAGGAUGGGAGAACGUGAAACCCUCAACGAGGUAAUGACGGAAACAAUGCGAGAACCUUAGCGACCUUCACAUACCCUGGGCCGUGAGGGGUGGUCGGUUUGGAGCUCUUCAUCUGUUUCCUUAGGUCUACCUUUCGACCAGUUUAGCCCUUUGAAAUGCUCGA